Capronia epimyces CBS 606.96 is the source of this 684-nucleotide messenger RNA. RefSeq names its product ER membrane protein SH3. Gene Ontology annotation, cellular component: endoplasmic reticulum membrane. Gene Ontology annotation, biological process: endoplasmic reticulum to Golgi vesicle-mediated transport. The transcript has 2 exons. The record is from RefSeq and is a predicted model, not a curated record. Lineage: Eukaryota; Fungi; Ascomycota; Eurotiomycetes; Chaetothyriales; Herpotrichiellaceae. Bases 1 to 684 code for a protein of 227 amino acids.
AUGCCGUCAGUUCCAUUCGCGACCUUUCUCAUCAUUUGCCCCGUCUCCUUUUUUCUAGGCAUUAUCUUCUCCCUCUUCCCAUAUGACUACCCGCUUCUAUGGUCUUCGUCGCCUACGCCUGCCGCCCAUUUCGAUGCCAUCGAGGCGCAUUUAAAGCUGCUACACCAUGCGCCGAAUCUAAUCCAGCGGAUUUUACAUAUCAUGCUCACCAUGGGCCUCUUGGGCCUCGUCACCAAGCUCUAUAAACCCAGCGAGUCGAAUAUGUUGUUUGACGGUGGCAGUCUGGUCCUCUACAUGGUCGCGGUAAUUGUGUAUAUUGCCAACAUUAUCAAAGGGCUUCGGAUUGUUAGCGAGGGGUCUUAUGGCUUGGGUCUGCAACAGUUGACGGAAGACCAGCGCGACAACGUGGAUAUGUCAGGCCAUGAUGUAGACACAGGGGAUAGCGUGCUAGGCAGGGAGGACAACCUCAAGGUGUUGGCCGCGAGCAACACCAUUCUGGCUUUGGUACUGGUUGGAGUCUUGGUCCUGCAGAUUGGUCAAUGGUACGCAGAGCGGAGUGACGAGCGCGCCCUCAAGGAGUUUGAAGAGAGAGAGGAGGCGGAGCGUGAGAAGAAAGAAAGCGAAGGGCCUAGUUCGUCUGUGAAGAGACAGAGCAGCGGACGAGAGGGCAAGAAGACUAAAUGA